GGAAAAUUUUAAUUUUGACUGACAAAGUCCUCCUACUCUGAAACUCUCUUCAAUAGUCUUGAACUUUAACUCAACCAAACUCCAGAACAACAGGCGUCAAAAAAUUCCCCAAAUUUCCAACCCGAAAACAUGGCGGACGCCGGCGAAACUUCGUCUGCGGCGAGGGCUGAUUUAUACGGAGGAGAAGGAGAAAGAGGCGGCGGCGGAGGAAAGCUUCGAAGAGAGAGAAAGCCACCGGCAACUCCAUACGAUCGACCAGCAGGUGGUCGUUGGCUUUCGAGGUUUGUGGACCCCGCUAAACGUCUCAUCUCCGGCCUCCCUUAUUUGUUCUCUCCUGCUCCUUCCUCAAAUCUCGCUGAUGAGGUACAAUUAGAGGAAGAGCAAGAGGCUGAAGAUGCCAAUGAGAAUUGUGUAGUGGACGUUGUUGUUCAAGAAUCAACUGGCGGGGAUGGUCACUGCAAAGUCAAAGGGAAAUCGAAACUUGACAUUGUUGAUGAAGAUGGACUGGAUAAAAGAGGAGAUUGUUCUGAUGGAGUACCCGACAUCGAGCAGAUUAUCAAAGGGAAGACAUUCUCUAGGGAGGAUAUUGAUCAUUUGAUGAAGAUUCUACGUUCUAAAGUACCUGAUGCUGACCAAGACAGCGAAACCCCUGGGAUGACUGGACUGAAUGAGACUGAAAAGGCGGAAACUUCUAGUGGAAGGCAAAAGGCAUCAGUAGAUGAGGAGGAAGACUUGAAUAGAUAUCAAUUGGCAACCUCUACAACUUUUUCACGGCCAGCUAUGCAGGAUGAUAUUGGUGCUUCACCAGUUGAUAUAGCUCGAGCUUACAUGGGCUGCAGAACUUCUGAAAUGGGCUUUACAACUACAAGUUUAGUGCCAAAAAUUGAGAAAUUUGGUUUCCCUAGUGAAUUUUCAUCGAAGCCAGCUAAGCCAUCUCCUUUGCAGAAAGCUCCAAUAUGCUGGCCUGGUGCCGUCACACAGAAUCAGCUGGAUUAUUCAACGCCACAAAUUCGUAAUAAUAGAUCUGGCCUUCAUAGUUUCUCUCGUACUCCUUAUUCAAGGACCGUGUUUUCAAAAUCCAAGUCCAAGGUAACUCCAUUGCGUGGUGACAGUGAGAGAUUUCCUACCUUUACACCUGCACCCUUUCAACCAACUGCAACUCCUGUUUCUGGGAAGUCCAUGAACAAUAUGACAGAAGGUGGUUAUGGAUCUGGAGGUCCUGUUCGUAGGACGCGAAAUAAGUAUACUUCAGCUACACCUUCUAGGGAAUCUACUUUGUUUAGCACUGCACAGAGGAGUCCUUUGGCAAGAGAAUCCUUUGUGGAUUUAACGCCUAAGAAAUUUUUCGAGCCUGGGAGUUCCAGUACCGCUGUUUUCAAUUCUUUAAAUAGUAAGGAAAAGAGCCCGGAGGCUGGGGUUCAGAGUGUUCAUCCACACAGCAGUAGAGUUGCAAGGCAUAUAUUGGAACAACUGGAUAGACCAGUUACAGUAAAACAAAAAUCAAACGAGAUGAAGCUAGCUACCUCUUGGAAGGACUCUGCUGUUGCGGCUUUGGCUACACCUGUUCAAAACAUCAGUUCUUCAAGUACGCCUGAGGCAAGUGCUAGCAUUAAUAAGAAUGCAAAUGGUGUAAGUUUCUUUGCUCAGAUAAAUGGAAAAAACUAUGAUCUGCCUCAGGAAGGAACUCAUACUAUCACUGGUGCUGGAAAAGAUAUCUUUGGUUCUACAACAUCUCUGGAUAAAAAAAGUUCUACCUUUGAUGCCAGUAGUGGUCUAUCACAUAGUCGCGAAAAUUUCAACCCUCAAAGGAGUCCAGAGCAGGGAAUAGAUAAUAAUCUGCCAAAGACAUCUUUGGUAUUUGAAGCCCCAAGUAAAGCAGCAGCAGGUAGAGCUGAACCACAAAAUGCGCACAGAAAGCCAAUGUUACCAUCAAUUGCUAUUGGGAAGUCUAGUCUGGGAACUUCAUUUUCUUCAGUUAAUAACUCUGGUUUCACCUUUCCUUUUACCACACCUUCUGCUAUAUCUGCUGAGCCACCAACACCAUCGAUGACGCCAUCUUUCUUGACAAGUUCUCCUCAACAGUCCAAAGUUUCUGCCGAUCUUCCUGCAUUUAACUCUGCCAACAAGAUAACCAUUGCACCACCUGUUGUUGCCUUCCCAUCUACAACAAAGGGCUUCACUCCAAACGAUGCUUCAGUUCCCAAUUUCAAAUUCGGGUCAGGAAAGCCUAGGUUAUCCUUUGCUGUUGAAGGAGAUGAUACUCUCUCUCCUCCUAAUGAUUCUGCUAUCCCAGAGUUCAAAUUUGGAUCAGAAAAAAGUAGGCUAAACUUUGGGUCAAUUGCCUCCUCUGAUACUGUGUGCUGUUAGUGAUUCACUGGUUUCUUCUCUACAUCGGUUGACAAAGCGCGGUUUUUCUCCCGUCUUUUUGUAGAUUAUAUUGAUACAUCAAUGUCCUAUUCGUAUUGCUUUUGGUUAUUUUUAGUUUAAUUGGUCCCCGUUUUUAUGAACGAUGUGAGAAAUAGGCUGGACCUGAUAAAUGACUGUUCAAUGAAAGCUGAAGUUCAAGAUUCUUGCUCCCA
This is a messenger RNA of Spinacia oleracea (spinach), 2579 nucleotides long. Its product is annotated as nuclear pore complex protein NUP1. Lineage: Eukaryota; Viridiplantae; Streptophyta; Magnoliopsida; Caryophyllales; Amaranthaceae. Gene Ontology annotation, cellular component: nuclear envelope. The coding region runs from base 130 to 2367 and encodes 745 amino acids. Gene Ontology annotation, biological process: nuclear membrane organization. The transcript is spliced from 8 exons. The record is from RefSeq and is a predicted model, not a curated record.